CAGCUACUACUACUGCAACAACUGCUGGAGCAACAACCACUGUGGCAGCUGGUACUACUGCAACAACUGCUGGAGCAACAACCACUGGGGCAGCUACUACUACUGCAACAACUGCUGGAGCAACAACCACUGUGGCAGCUACUACUACUGCAACAACUGCUGGAGCAACAACCACUGUGGCAGCUGGUACUACUGCAACAACUGCUGGAGCAACAACCACUGUGGCAGCUACUACUACUGGAACGGCUGCUGGAGCAACAACCACUGUGGCAGCUACUACUGCUGUAACAACUGCUGGAGCAACAACCACUAUGGCAGCAACUACAGGUGGAACCACUAUGGCAGCAACUACUGGUGGAACCACUAUGGCAGCACCUACUGGUGGAACCACUGCUGUAGCAACAACUGGUGGGACCACCGGUGCAGCAACAACAGGUGGGACCACCGGGGCAGCAACAACAGGUGGGACCACCGGUGCAGCAACAACAGGUGGGACCACCGGGGCAGCAACAACAGGUGGGACCACCGGGGCAGCAACUACUGGUGGAACCACUGCGGCUGCAAGUACUAAUGGAACAACUGCAAUUUCCACUGUCCCUGCAAUUUCAGAAAGUAUUUCUAGAGGAGAUUGUGGAUCCACAAAGCUCUGUGCAGAGGAACCCUCAGAAUGUGAUCCAACUACUGGAGACUGCUUUUUCCUUUCUGCCAAGCAAAACGGACAAAAAUAUGAUUUUGAGCUCUCAGGGCAGACUGAUGGUUAUAUUGCUGCUGGUCUCUCAGAAACCGCAAGUCAGAACAGCAGACAUACAGCCUACAUCUGUGCAAGAGACAAUAAUGCUGUCCGUUUCUUCACUGGAUUCAUUGAGGAUUCUAGUCUCAAUGUGACUAAUUCAUUGGACUCAAGCAAUGUGCAGGGCACAGUCAGCCAGGGCAAAGUCCAGUGUAUAUUUACAGCUGACCUAUCAAACCCAAGGACCCGAGCAUCAUCAGCAAGUUUCUCUUUGUCUGUUACAACUGGACCUUACGAUGCCAGUACUGGGGUGCUGGGAUCACCAGUAUUUAAGAUACUUACGCCACGUGUAAACCUUUCUGACCCUUCUGCCAACAUCACCAAUCAGCUGUCCAACGACACCACCUCUUCAUCUGCUUAUCCAGUCACAGCCACACAGUCAUUCUUGCCAGCUCUGCUGGUCACCGUGUGCAUGAUAGCUUUCACUGCAAUGUGAAGCAACUGACUCCCACCAUGCCUAAAUAAAGGCAGAACUACUCUAAAAGAUGAACUUUCUCAUGCAUAGUUUCUGGUAUGGUAGAAAUAAUUUAGUGCUGGCUCACCAUUAUUUAAUUAACUUUUCCAAACCCCUUUAAUAUUGUUAAACUGCAAAAGGAAAAACAUAAAUAAUUUAGUUUUACUCAAACAUUUAACUAUGUAACUGCUGGAGUUGUGCUUUGUGGUAUAGACGGAAUGAAAAAUGUGUUCCAACAGAGUACAAAUGAGAAGAAAAUGAGUUGCAAAGCAAGUCAGCGUACAUUAUAUCAUUUGAGUGUUGGCUAACUUUGAAGCCUGUUUUCCUUGUGCAUGUUUAAAUCUAUUCUUAUUCCUAAUUUUUCUUUUUACAUGAUGUGAUUUUCUUCUUUGUAGUGAUGGUGGUGUUAAUAAUCAAUUCGCUAAAUUAUGAAGUCUUUACUGGCUGAUGUGUAUGCAUAUGUUUUUUGCAAGUGGGAUGCAAUAAUAGAGGUUAUAACAUAGGACUAAAGAUAAUUUAAGCAUUUGCAAAAACAGCAAGUAUUAUGUAAUUUUUUUAAUAAAAGGCUGUAUGUCAAGUUCUUUAUACUACAGUUAAAUAAAACUAAAUGAGUGUUA
This is a messenger RNA of Cyprinodon tularosa, 1861 nucleotides long. RefSeq names its product putative ferric-chelate reductase 1. The transcript is spliced from 6 exons. The record is from RefSeq and is a predicted model, not a curated record. Gene Ontology annotation, biological process: regulation of glutamate receptor signaling pathway. The coding region runs from base 312 to 1226 and encodes 304 amino acids. NCBI's taxonomy places the organism in Eukaryota, Metazoa, Chordata, Actinopteri, Cyprinodontiformes, Cyprinodontidae.